AUGCACCCUCCCUCAAUGCUGCUCCUCCUAGGGGCGACUUCUGUUGCCCAAGCGACCAAUCAAAACAAACCACGCCCGCGUAACGUUAUGCCGACUGCGAUUAAGAAAAUGCCCCCGGACCAAGGAGCAAAGUUCUAUCCCCAUUAUGUCGCCUUCCCGGACACCGACAACGAUGAUAGUCGCAUCUUCCUGGCGGCGCGCUCCCGGACAUGGCACAACAUCUCUUCCCUCAACCUCGACCAAAUCUCUCCCCUCGCCCCGUUCGCCCCCCAUCUUCUGCGCGAUAUCUCCCCCAACCCACUGCGUCGAUCCUUACAAGAACGCCAAUGGGCCUGCCCCUCUGACACCCACUCCUGCGACGCGAUAGGCUACCCCAACUCGUGUUGCUGGGAGGGCACGACAUGUAUGGUGGUGCCUGAUACUGGAUUAGGGCCGGUUGGGUGCUGUCCCGAGGGGGCGAGGCGUCCCAAGCCAAUCCACAAUAACCCUAACCACCACUUCAACCUCCACAAUCCCCACCAGCACAAUUACCAGCAUGACCACUCUGCCCGACUCAGCUGGAGCACCGUUUCGACCUACCUCUUUACCUUCUUCCUCUUCCUCUCCUCACUCAACGACCCCCUCCCGACCUUCCAGCACCACGGCGGGGGAUGA
Messenger RNA from Thermochaetoides thermophila DSM 1495, 654 nucleotides. RefSeq lists its product as uncharacterized. Bases 1 to 654 code for a protein of 217 amino acids. The record is from RefSeq and is a predicted model, not a curated record. Lineage: Eukaryota; Fungi; Ascomycota; Sordariomycetes; Sordariales; Chaetomiaceae. The transcript has 2 exons.